Chrysoperla carnea is the source of this 469-nucleotide messenger RNA. RefSeq names its product transcription elongation factor SPT4-A (gene spt4). Gene Ontology annotation, molecular function: RNA polymerase II complex binding; zinc ion binding. Bases 93 to 443 code for a protein of 116 amino acids. Gene Ontology annotation, biological process: chromatin organization; regulation of transcription elongation by RNA polymerase II; positive regulation of DNA-templated transcription, elongation. Lineage: Eukaryota; Metazoa; Arthropoda; Insecta; Neuroptera; Chrysopidae. The transcript has 4 exons. Gene Ontology annotation, cellular component: nucleus; DSIF complex. The record is from RefSeq and is a predicted model, not a curated record.
UUAUAAAACUUUUUCUCAUAUUUUUAUUUUAAUCCACAAAUGUUAAAACUUUAUUAAAAUUAAAAUAAUUUCAUAUAAAUUCCAUUAAAAACAUGUCUUUAGAAACAGUCCCAAAAGAUUUACGAGGUUUACGUGCUUGCUUAGUUUGUUCCUUAAUAAAAACUUUUGAUCAAUUCGAAUAUGAUGGAUGCGACAAUUGCGAUGAAUUUUUACGGAUGAAAGGAAACAAAGAUAAUGUAUACGAUUGUACGAGCUCCAAUUUCGAAGGAAUGAUAGCAGUGAUGAGUCCUGAAGAUAGCUGGGUGUGCAAAUGGCAAAGAAUUAAUCGAUUUUGUAAAGGUGUAUACGCUAUAUCAGUGUCUGGUCGAUUGCCCGCUGGUGUCGUACGAGAAAUGAAAAGUCGAGGAUUAGCGUAUCGGCCAAGAGAUACCAGUACACGAUAAAUGUUUUUUUAAGGCUACUGUAAAUA